GUUAAUGGCCUAGGCAAAAUGUUCAACACACACGUUGCGUCGGGCCUGACCGAUUUAUAUGGGAAGUCUGAACUUUCUGACUGUACUGUAGUAUUCACUGUGCCCUUUACGAUUCAAGCCAAACCUGCAUCAAGAAAAGGGAAAACCGCCCCCGAGCGACAGAAUGGCGCCAUCGCGGGCCACGAGCAGGGCGCUGAUGCAGCACAGCCUACUAGCGCGAAAGACGACGUCGGGCUAGCUUGCAAAAAGCGUAAGGCGUCAGCGGCCAUGGCGCCGGAGGCGGAGCCGGGGGCUCCGGAGGACCCGAACUCCGGCGCGCCAGGCAACACGCACGCGCAGGCUGGCAGUCGGGACAGACCUCCGGGCGACGACUUGCGGGUGCUGGUCGAGCCCCUACCAGCACACAAGGUGGUGCUCUGGCUAGCUUCCGAACGCUUUCAGACGCAGGUGGAGCGCUGGUCAGACGGGACAGAUGCAGCUGGACCUAGCAGCAAGAGGUUCGCGGCGGCAGCGGAGGAGGCUGGCCCACAGCCGCAGCCAGUGCCGCAGCCCCAGCGGCCGCUGCCGCUGCAGCUGCGUGUGCCGCUGGGCAGUGAGGAGGAGCUGCCUGCAGCACUCGCAGCCAUCAAGUUCGCCUACACGGGGCGGAUAGAGGUGUGCAGCGUGCGCGAGGCGCUGCAGGUGUGGAAGCAGGCGGACUACCUGCAGAUGAAGGGAUGCGUGGAGGCGUGUGUGGCGGCGGUACGGGAGAAGCUGGCGGCACCCGCAGCGGCAGCAGCAGCCACGGUCAGUGCCGACGGGGCCUCAAGCGUUGCAGGAGCUACUGGAAGCGCAGGCCAGGCGCCACCAGCGGCAACUGCACGGGCUGCAGCAGGUGCCAGCAGCAGUGGCGAGGCGAGCAGUGGUGACGCUGGGAGCACCAGCGCCGCUGCGACGGCCCCGCCGCCCGUGCUUGAGCUGUACGGCUGUGCUGCGCUGUGGCCAGACCCGGAGCAUGAGCCGGCAUUUGCGGCGCUGCUGACGGAGGCCAAGCCGCAGCUGGUGGCGCACUUUGGUGACGCGCUGACGGUGCUGAACAAGCAGCAGCUGUAUGACCAGAUGCGGGCGCUGCCGGCUGUGGCCCUGGAGGCUCUGCUGGAGUCCGACGACUUCGGCACCGACAGCGAGAGCAGCGUGGUGCUGGUGCUGGCGGAGUGGAUGCAAGUGAACUACAGCACCACAGAUGCGGCCACGCGGCGGCGGCUGUGUGGGCUGCUGCGGCUGUCGCAGUGCAGCCGCGCCUACCUGGACUGGGUCCUGCCCGCACUGGCGCUCGACCACCUGCUGCACCCGGGCACACCGCUGGGUUGGUUGCCAAUCACGCUGCAGCAGGUGGGUUGCAUUGCCCGGUACAGAAUUGCACCAAAGGACGAGCAGAGGAUGCUAAAUCACAUCCUUGGUGGCCUUUGCGGAGGCAGCGAUCCUCCGGAAACCUGGCUCAGGACCAAGCGGCGGCGCCAGUGCGUGCCGUCGCAGGGACUCAGCUACCGCUUCGUGCUCGACAAGCAAGAGCUCGUAGAGAAGUUGGCGGGCCUGCAACCGGGCAAUAACGGGCGGCUGGAGCUUGAGCCGGAUGCUGAGGACGUCAGGCUGGGCGACACCUUUCAGGCGAUGGGGCUUACCUGGGGCCUGUCUGUGGAGUACGAGCACGGCAGCGCCCUCGCCGGCCUGUGGUUGAGCACAUGCCUCCCGGCGGCGUACGCUGUGCGGCAUGGGGAGUGCUGCAGCGAGGUCAGCAAGCUGGUGCGGCCAGUAGCGGCGCUGAGGUCUUCCAUGUACGUGCAGACCUGCUCUGGCGGGCAGCGGGGCGAGAAGCUACUGCUCAGUUUUAGUGAGGAGGAGGCGAUUUGCCUCGGGAAGAUAUUUGGUGCUGGUGUUGAAGUCAUUGAGCUAGGCACUGCAUCGGUGGCGGCGCCAGCUGCGGUGAUGCAGCAGCAACCGCUGGCGGCAGGACUGGCGGAGAGAGGCCCGGAGCAGCAGGAGCAGGGGCGGCAGCAAGGCAGUGCAGCGGAGCAGCAGGAUCAGGAGCAGCAGCGGCGGGCACGUGAGGCGACGGUGGCGGCCCAGUGGUCCAAAUACAUCAUCGAGGGAAGGGUGACGGUCAGGAUGCUGAUGCUGCGUCACGACGCGGCGGCGAUGGCGUAGGAGGAGGCGGGGGAGGAGGCGGAGGAGCCUUGAGCUUUCUGCUGUCCGGCAGGAUUCAUAGCCAGCAUGACCGUGGGUUGGCGGUGGGACUGCUGUCAAGGGGAAGGGGUAGGUUGUCAACACCAGACCAAACUUAAGUAAGGGGGGUUGGGACUUGGGUUAUAGAGUGGAAGGGCUUCACACACGAGGCAGUGCAUGCACACACGCUCGGUCUGGAUCCGUGCGCGUGCAUAAGGAACUUGAGGAGGGACAGGCACGAGGGACAGGGCUCCUGCCAGUGCCAGGGCUUCCGCAUUGUGUGCUUGUGUGUGUGUCUCGUAUUCGGGGUCUCAGAUGGUUAUGGUGAACUGGCGACAGGCUAGCGGGCGUAUAACUGUAGCGCAAGCCUUAGCAACAAUACCUGGCACCUUAACGGCAGGCCUACCUGCUCAGUGAGUACUGUACUGUGUCAAAGGAAUCCCGACUGUCGACAGUGUGGUUCUGCCGUGCAUAGUAAGGACGUGCAUUUUGACUUGACGCGGCGCGGGUUGUCAAAGUUUUGAUACGAUCAUCACGGGAGGUGGCGCGGCGUUGCAGGUAGACAUGUGCGUGGUAGAGGUGUUGCGUUUUUUCAAGCAUUUUCAAAGACAUGCGGCUCGUCUGAAGCUGGGCUUCGUCCUGGUCCAGCACCCUGGCAUGUUGGUCGCAAUCCCUGUUAUGAAGGUACAGUUAUGUUUUUGCGAACUGUGGCUAGUUGAUAAUGCAAGCUGGGGUCAUGUUGGGGCUCCGCGCUGGCAGCAGCGUACUGCAUUUACGGAGGUCGCAUCGACGGGAGGUCCCAGCGUGUCGCGUGUGGCCGUGACCAAACCCAAAGCAACAUGUGACUCGUAGACCCAAAGAUGAACUGGUCGCGACCUUACGAAGAUAGCUACACAAAAUUACCUUGAAGAGGCAUUCUGCAAGCACUCCGUAUACCUCGAUUCC
Chlamydomonas reinhardtii is the source of this 3147-nucleotide messenger RNA. RefSeq lists its product as uncharacterized. The record is from RefSeq and is a predicted model, not a curated record. NCBI's taxonomy places the organism in Eukaryota, Viridiplantae, Chlorophyta, Chlorophyceae, Chlamydomonadales, Chlamydomonadaceae. The transcript is spliced from 3 exons. Bases 268 to 2184 code for a protein of 638 amino acids.